GAUUUUAUUAUCAUACUAUUUUUUUUAUUAGGAGACUGAGAUUUCAAUAAAAACUAACCUCAUCUACCCUAUCUCACUGGCGGUCCUUCAGUAAAUUUGAUCUCGUAUUCAAAGUGCAACCCUUACAGUUACAAUAUAAAUGACAAGAUAAAAUAGAGGGAUUAAAAAAAAAAUAAAGAGGUAUCUGUAGUAAAUUGUGGAACACAUUUGCUAUGUCUUUCUGGCAAUCCUUUAGUGUUUGAAAAAUGGAAGCGUUUGCAAUUAUAAACAAAACCAAACUUACAAAAUAAAUAGGUGAUAUCUCUUGAACAAGCAACUGAACUACAUAGCUCUGUUUCACUGGCAGUUCAAGACAAUAUCUAAAAAUUUGAGAUGUUGACAUUAGAAAUACAAAAUAAAUAUGUCAGAAAUAAAUAAAAAUAAAGGAGGCUAUAGUAGAUAAACAAAACCUUAUUCUAAUGGCAGAUUGUGAUCCACGAGUUUCAGGUGAUCCUUACCUGGUCUUAAAAGUCUCGUCUUUAAUUCUUUCACCGCUGCUCUAUGGUUUUAUUCAUCGUCUAAUUUGACGUAGGUGUUUAUUUAAAUAUUUGGUUCAAACAGGUAUACGAUCUACUUUUUUUUUUUUUUUUUUAAACAGCGGGGAAAGAAAAUAACAAGGGUGAAAUUUCUAUUUAAAAAGCCGGCGAUAAAAAUCAGCACAUCCCAAGAGAAAAUUUGAUUUUUUAUUAAUCUGUACACAGAUGUGUGAAAAUCUAAACCCAGCUGGCGGACGCAAGUAAUUGUACUAGACGAGUCAGAACUUCCAGUCGUGUGAAAGUGGCCGGGCGUUAGACAUAGACAUGGAAACCAGUCGUCACUCUGUGCACUUCUUUCGGGCCGUGCUGGAGGGCGUGCAGCGCGCGUGCCGCGAACACAUCGCGUAUCGCGAUCACAUCGAGGUCAGCGGCUACCUGGCCGUUGAGAUUGACGACAUGCGGAAGGAGCGCUACAUCAUCAGCGAGCUCAUGCACGCCGCCGGUAGCAUCAUGAGUGAAAGCUACUGCACCAAAGUCUUCAACACUAAGCCAGCUGUACCCGCCAUGCACCAGACGCCAGGCAUACCGCCCUCCGAGUCGCAGCAUCCGCAGUCGGCUUCAUCUUCAUCUUCCUCGGUCGAUCAUGGUGUGAGAAUGAAGUUCGAGCUGCAGGAGGUGAGCGAUAACGAAGUAGAAUUCAAACUCGAAUCCUGUGAUCUCACUCGAGAAAUCCUAGCUGACCCAGAGCCAAGGGAAAAUCGAAGCACAGGGGGAACGCUGAAAGAACUUGCUGCUUCUAGUGCCGUAACCUCUUCUUCCGCUUGCCCAAGCGACAAACAUUUCCCCACCAAAUCCACCACUAGCUUUACUGGUAGAGCCGCAGAGCUGGAUCACCUGCAGGCACUGCACGAUUCCAUUGUCAAAGACGCUGGUAGGAGCAAACAGUUAUGCGGCUAUUCGGCCAGACAGAAGGAUCCUGUGGGGAAUCAGCUGACCAAAGCACCACCAUAUUCCGGCGCGGUGGCAGCCCAUUCCACUGGAUCUGAUCAGGUCUUCAGGUCCGGCUCACUCGACCACGCAGAGGACGACGUGGUGCAACUCGAGCCUGAUGUCAUGAAGGGAGUGCGAAGUCUACAGGAGGUUGUUCCGGUGGGGCAGCCUUGGUCUGUAACCAAGGGUCGACCAGAGGGCAGCCUAGGAAAACGCGUGGUGGACAUGGAACUCCAGCCUGGUCCUUCUAAACGAGGCAGAAGCAGCGACAGAGGGGGUCGAGCAAUCGUCUCCCCGUCGUCAGCAGCAGACGACAACGGAGUGGGUCCGUCGUCUGGCGCAGGGGACAACACGGAGACCAGCUUCAUUUCCGAUGGCUUUAACGAAGACGACAGCAACGACUGCAUCAUCGUCCCCGAGUGGCCAGAAGAACGGCAGCAGCAACAUGGCAAUAGACUUCAACAGAGUAGCCUUGCACAGGCAGGAGUCGCUCAGAACUAUGCUUCGCUCGUUCGACUGAGCAAUAACGCUCUGGUGAACUUCGACCCUCUAGCUUUAGGAACCCGGUCAGCGGUGACCCUGGGCCAGACACUAGCCUCCAAGCACACGCUCCGAAAGACACGAGGUCACAUGCAGCAGUUCCAGCGCUUCCUCAGUCAACAUGGCGACGCGCGACCCAUGGCAACGAUCCCUCCCAGUGAGCUCGACCCCUUUCUGGGCGCCUUCUUUUCUCAGUUGCGGAAGGAUGACGGAGAGGAAUACGACCCCGGGUAUGUACGGAACAUCCAGUCGAGCCUAGAGCGCUACCUGCGGUUCAAAGGUUAUGCCUGGUCCAUAGUGCGCGACCCGGAAUUCGCAGGAUCGCGUGCAGAGCUUAAAUUCAAGCAGGAGCGCCUGUUCUCGCAGGGCAGGCCGGAAGGGACCAGCGCCAUGACAGCCAGGGACAUUGAUGUCUUCUUUGAGCGAGGCCAGCUGGGCACGAGCAGCCCGGAGAGCAUCCUCAACAGCAUGUGGUUCAUGGUCAACCUCUACUUCGGACCCAAAGGAGUCCGCGAGCACGCCAACAUGGUGUGGGGCGACAUAGUUCUGGAUCGAGACGAGAGUGGCACGGAAUUCCUGCGCUACACUGCUCUCUCAGGAAGCUCUGACCUUUCCCGAACACGCAUCCGGGUCGUGGCCAAUCCAGCCAAUCACAAUCGCUGCUACGUGCACAUCUACAAACGCUAUCGUGAUCUCCGACCUCCGAACACCUUUCACCCGUCUUCGCCAUUUUACUUGGGACUGAACCAGUUCGUGGAGGACGCUGCAGGCGCAGGGGUGUACCACUUCCGGGCCACGUCCUUGAGCACCUAUCGGCUGGUCGGCAUCAUACGUCGCAUGAGUAUCGCCUGCAACAUGGCGGACCGGAAGCUGAGCAAUGUUAGCUUCAACAGCUUUGUCAUGCAGCUUCAUGACAAGGGCCUCCUACCAAUGGCUACGACUGAGCCAUCAGGAGUUCCUACCCCUGCAGACGGCCAAAUAUAGAAUAAAAAUGAAUCAAAACAGGAACAUUACUCCUAACUGUGUGUUAAAUGUCUGUGUGAGUAUGUAUGCCUGCCCUUGUGAGCGAAGAAAAAUUUGUCCUGGGUCUCCUCGACAGACCAUAAAGUCUGAUUUGAUUUGAUUUCAAAAUUUACCUUGUGUGCUUGAAUGUUUAUUAAGAUAACGAAUGAACUAAUAAAA
Molecule: messenger RNA, 3227 nt
Organism: Pomacea canaliculata
Lineage: Eukaryota; Metazoa; Mollusca; Gastropoda; Architaenioglossa; Ampullariidae
Exons: 6
Coding region: 840-3029 (729 amino acids)
Source: RefSeq, a predicted model, not a curated record